AAAAGUACUAUGUCGUUCCCACUUCUGAAGAACUUCUCUGCAAUCGCGAAUUUAGUUUCACCAAAAUCCUUUCCAUCUUCUUCUAGCCGCCAAAUGCACGCAACUAGAUUAUCGACGGCAAAAAGGGGGACAAACCCGUCAGCUGAAUCGAAUAACCCAGAUGAUGAUCCAGCAAAGCAAGUUCGCGUCUUUGUAAGGAAAAAGAGAGCUGCGAAAACCGUCCAAGCUAUAGUUGAAGCAACUAAGCCAGAAAUUCUUGAUGAAAAGCCUUGCAGCUUACCAGAAAUUGAAGACUUUGCAUAUGGGAAACAAAGCAGUUUUUCUCGUUCGAAUGAAGUACAGCCUCCUGCCAACUGGGAAAAGGUCAUUGAAGGAAUUCGCAAAAUGAGGUCUUCUGAAGAUGCACCUGUGGACUCGAUGGGGUGUGAGAAAGCCGGUGUUUCACUUCCUCCCAAGGAAAGAAGAUUUGCAGUUCUCAUUUCUUCUCUAUUGUCGAGCCAAACAAAAGAUCAAGUUACUCACGGAGCUAUUCAACGGCUUCUUCAAAACGAUUUGCUUUCAGCCGAAGCCAUCGACAAAGCUGAUGAAGGUGUCAUCAAGGAACUAAUUCACCCCGUCGGUUUCUAUUCGAGAAAAGCAUGCAACAUGAAAAAAGUCGCAAAAAUCUGUCUCGACAAGUACGAUGGAGAUAUUCCCAGUACAUUAGAGGAGUUGCUCGAGCUUCCCGGGAUCGGCCCUAAAAUGGCUCAUCUGGUCAUGAAUGUCGGGUGGAACAAUGUUCAAGGAAUAUGCGUAGACACUCACGUGCACCGUAUUUGCAAUCGCCUUGGAUGGGUUUCACGCCCGGGCACUAAGCAGAGAAGUUCAACGCCGGAGCAGACCAGAGAAUCUUUGCAGCUAUGGCUACCCAAGGAAGAAUGGGUUCCCAUCAACCCUCUUCUGGUAGGUUUCGGGCAGACUGUGUGCACUCCUCUUAGACCGCGUUGUGGGAUAUGCAAGAUAACUGAUUAUUGCCCGUCGGCCUUCAAAGAGACACCUAGCCCGUCGUCCACACCGACGAAAAAACGAGCAUUGAUAGAGUAGUUGCACUAAGGAUUAAGGUCACUCAAUUAUUUUGUUGCGCCUUCUUGCAAUUGUAUGUUGUGAAUGAGAAGGUAAUGUAGAGUUAAAACCCUAGUAAAUAGCCUUAACCUUUUGAUUGUCUAUUUGUAAGGCUACCAUCACUUUCCUAACUGUGUUUGAAUAGUUAAAUUAGGAAUUUCUCCUUAGCUUGAUGGUGACA
Salvia hispanica is the source of this 1282-nucleotide messenger RNA. NCBI's taxonomy places the organism in Eukaryota, Viridiplantae, Streptophyta, Magnoliopsida, Lamiales, Lamiaceae. The record is from RefSeq and is a predicted model, not a curated record.